AUGGUUCGCAGCUACGCAGAAAACAAUAAUCCCGAUGCUUAUGCUCCCAACCGCUGGAACCGUAUGCUUCGCCCAGCUAUUCUAGCUAACCACUUCCUGCACUGGGCUUCCUCGGUCAUCGUCAUGAGCAUAGCUGCAUAUUUCCUUGCCCAUUUUGCCCAUGGCCAGCAUCUCAUUUACUGGGUCACAGUCGCUGCGGUAGACACCUUAGUUUACCUACCCGCGCUAUUCCUCCCCGCCGUCAAGUCUUAUAAGGGAUAUUUGUCCCCUGUGGCCUGGAUCUUCUCAUACUUGUGGCUCACUUCCUUCAUUUUCGCGGCUCAAGACUAUAAUUGGCACAAUUGCAGUGCGAAUUCUCCUUGGAAUGUCAACAAGUGCGGGCUCAAGAAGACCUUGGAAUCAUUUGCAUUCAUAGCUUUCUUCACCAACCUGGUCGGGCUCUUGCUCGAGUGGAAAUUGUGGGACACCCAGCGUAUCAAGGUUGCCCCGGCCGCUGAAGGAGACAAGUUUGUCAGACCUAGCGGGGAUACUGCUACCACUGCCGCCAGCCAACCUGCGACUACCGUGUGA
This is a messenger RNA of Mytilinidion resinicola, 570 nucleotides long. RefSeq lists its product as uncharacterized. Bases 1 to 570 code for a protein of 189 amino acids. Gene Ontology annotation, cellular component: membrane. The transcript has 3 exons. The record is from RefSeq and is a predicted model, not a curated record. NCBI's taxonomy places the organism in Eukaryota, Fungi, Ascomycota, Dothideomycetes, Mytilinidiales, Mytilinidiaceae.